This is a messenger RNA of Rhodotorula toruloides NP11, 1146 nucleotides long. RefSeq names its product dolichol-phosphate mannosyltransferase, glycosyltransferase family 2 protein. Gene Ontology annotation, molecular function: dolichyl-phosphate beta-D-mannosyltransferase activity. The transcript is spliced from 3 exons. Gene Ontology annotation, cellular component: endoplasmic reticulum membrane. Lineage: Eukaryota; Fungi; Basidiomycota; Microbotryomycetes; Sporidiobolales; Sporidiobolaceae. The record is from RefSeq and is a predicted model, not a curated record. Gene Ontology annotation, biological process: GPI anchor biosynthetic process; protein O-linked glycosylation via mannose. The coding region runs from base 1 to 1146 and encodes 381 amino acids.
AUGGCCCUGCUGAAGCGGACAGGCGCAUCGCCGCUGACCCCGCAACGCCUCGCCGUCUUGUUCGCCUCGACGUUCUUCCUCUCGCUCAUCUUCCUCCGCUCGUCCCCUUCCACGCUCUACGACCCCAAGACCUCGGCGCUCUACUCUCCCGCAGACCAGCCACCGAACGGUCCGCCCAUACGCAACUCGAUUGUCGUCCCCGCCUAUCACGAGCGGGACAACCUCGCUCCGCUCGUCCGCGCCGUCUUUGCCGCCGUGCAGCACCCGAGCGAGACAGAGGUCGUCAUUGUCGACGACAACUCGAGGGACGGGACGGUCGAGGAGGUCGAGCGGUUGAGACGGGAGGAAGGGUUCAACGUGGAUGUGCUCGUUCGGACAAAGGAGAAGGGACUGAGUUCGGCGGUUCUGCGCGGCUUCGAGCGUGCAAGGGGAGAGAAAAUGGUCGUGAUGGACGCAGACUUGCAACACCCUCCAGCCGCCGUCCAGCCUCUCCUCGACUCCCUCACACCCGUCACCCCUCUCGCACUCGGCACGCGCUACGGCGAGGGCGUCUCGAUGUCAGAAGGCUGGCCCCUGCAUCGUCGGAUCAUCAGCUGGGGAGCCCGCGUCCUCGCAAGACCGCUCACGAGCGCGAGCGAUCCAAUGACUGGCUUCUUUGCCAUCACUAAGGAGCAGUUCCGCCACUCGAAGCCCAUCAACCCCUCCGGCUUCAAGAUCGCCCUCGAGCUGCUCCUCAAAUCACCCUCCUCUUUCUCCCUCCCCGAGAUCCCCUACUCCUUCGGCCUGCGCACCUCAGGCUCCUCGAAACUCUCCUCGAAAAUCAUGGUCAAAUACGUCGGCCAACUCGUCUCGCUCUACGUCUGGUCCUGGGGGAUCUUCUUCCAUCUCCUCCUUGCGGCGGGCGUGGUGGGCGUGGUUAAGGGCGCAGAGGUGCUGUGGAGGGAGAGGAAGAGGAGGGUCUCGAGGGGACGGGAGUUUCCGCUUGGUGGGUACCACCCUGAUGCGGGCGUGCCGCCGUUGAGUCCGAAGGCGAAGGGGAGGAGUAGCACCGCGAGAGGGUUGACGGGCGCGGGAGGCGCGGGAGGAGGGUCGAGUUGGUUUGGAGCGGGAGGGGGAGACAUUCUCGAGCGGAAGAGGUUCGUGUAG